AUGUCUGAGGCUGAGAUUGUGAAUCUGGAAUCCGCGAUUAUUAACGAGUACCAGCGAUUGGCUGCCACCACCGCUGAGAUCGCGUCACAGCUACGCGCAAUCAACUCUGGCGAAAUGGGUGAAAUGUCCGAGGAUUUAGCUACGCUGGAAAACAAGCUCAGUCUGGUCUACACAUUGGUGCGGUCUUCUGUGUUUUCGAACUUUUAUCGUCCCGAGGAUAUCGCGAGACUGGCAUGA
Kuraishia capsulata CBS 1993 is the source of this 237-nucleotide messenger RNA. RefSeq lists its product as uncharacterized. Gene Ontology annotation, biological process: attachment of spindle microtubules to kinetochore. Lineage: Eukaryota; Fungi; Ascomycota; Pichiomycetes; Pichiales; Pichiaceae. The record is from RefSeq and is a predicted model, not a curated record. The transcript has a single exon. The coding region runs from base 1 to 237 and encodes 78 amino acids. Gene Ontology annotation, cellular component: DASH complex; mitotic spindle.